UCUUCCUCCUCGCAGCAUCCGUUCUUCCUGGCUGGUAUCCCUGGACUGGAACAUGUCCACACCUGGAUCUCCAUCCCUUUCUGCUCUGUGUUCACCAUCUCUCUUUUGGGCAAUGGCAGCCUUCUCUAUGUGAUCAAGACAGAUGUCAGCCUCCAUAAACCCAUGUUCUUCUUCCUCUCCAUGCUGGCCUCCAUUGACCUGGUCUUAUCUCUCACUACCAUGCCCAAAACACUGAGCAUCUUCUGGUUCAGCGCCGGGGAGAUCAGCUUGACCUUCUGCCUUGUCCAGAUGUUUUUCCUCCACUCCUUUUCCAUCAUGGAGUCUGCUGUGCUCUUGGCCAUGGCCUUUGACCGCUACGUGGCAAUCUGUCACCCUCUGAGGUACAACGCCAUCCUAACCAAUUCACUGGUAGCCAAGGCUGGACUGGUUGGCUUGGCACGGGCUGUUGUCCUGAUGCUCCCGUUGCCUUUCCUGCUUAGGAGGUUGCCCUUUUGCAGCUCCCACAUCAUUGCCCACUGCUUCUGUGAGCACAUGGCAGUGGUGAGAUUGGCCUGUGCUAACACACAGUUCAACAAUAUCUAUGGGAUUAUUGUUGCUUUCCUUGUGGUGGUGCUUGACUUGAGCUUUAUUGGCUUGUCCUAUGCCAAGAUCCUCAGAACGGUCCUCAGUCUGGCUUCUAAAGAGGAGCAGCUCAAAGCCUUUGGCACUUGCGUCUCGCAUUUAUGCGCCAUAUUAGUUUUCUACACUCCUGUAGUUCUCUCAUCCAUAAUACAUAGAUUUGGCCACCGUGUUGCUCCUUACAUACAUAUCCUGUUGGCCAAUGCCUACCUCCUCUUUCCUCCCAUGAUGAAUCCUAUCAUCUAUGGGGUGAAAACAAAGCAGAUUCGAGAAAGAGCCCUCCACCUAUUCUACCGGAAGAGCUUCUGA
This is a messenger RNA of Elgaria multicarinata webbii, 927 nucleotides long. Its product is annotated as olfactory receptor 52K1-like. NCBI's taxonomy places the organism in Eukaryota, Metazoa, Chordata, Lepidosauria, Squamata, Anguidae. The record is from RefSeq and is a predicted model, not a curated record. Gene Ontology annotation, biological process: G protein-coupled receptor signaling pathway. Gene Ontology annotation, cellular component: plasma membrane. The transcript is spliced from 2 exons. The annotation marks the transcript as partial. Gene Ontology annotation, molecular function: G protein-coupled receptor activity; olfactory receptor activity.